Messenger RNA from Anolis carolinensis (green anole), 4891 nucleotides. It is a transcript of the gene wdr64, whose product is annotated as WD repeat domain 64. The record is from RefSeq and is a predicted model, not a curated record. The transcript is spliced from 27 exons. The coding region runs from base 180 to 3344 and encodes 1054 amino acids. Lineage: Eukaryota; Metazoa; Chordata; Lepidosauria; Squamata; Anolidae. Gene Ontology annotation, molecular function: protein binding.
ACUCAAUGAGAUGUUGUGACAUCAGGGCAUUGGCCUGCCCCAGUGAUGCAUAUGAAACAGACCAACAGUCAUUUCCCAUUCACCCAACCAACACAUAAGAUCUUACAGCUGACAUUUCCUCCAAUGCUAACAUCAAAGAUAACACCUAAGGAAAACAAGCCCUGAACACACCAACUACAAUGUCCAGAAGAAAAAUUCAUGAAGACGAUCUUCCAGUUGAGCUUCCGGAUGGAGUCCAAUUUAAAAAUGCCUUGAAGCAGUUUGAAAGAUUAGUGGAAAGAACAGUGACUCAGAAGCGGGAUGAAAGGUUAGGCUUGUAUGUAAAAGAUGCUGAGGAAAUUAAUUAUGAAAAAUUCUAUGCUGAAGUCCAGGAACUUUUUGGUACAGAUGUAAAAGCUCAAGAUGUUAAAACUUUCUAUAGGAAGAUUAAUAACAACCCAGAUGGGCGGACAGAAUGGUGUGAGAUCUUUGGGUACUACAUACUGGAGGGUGAUGCUCUCGCUGCUCAACUUGAUGAAGAAAAUAUGGUUUUCCUAGUAUCCAAAAAGCAGCGAAUUACAAAAGCAGGAGUCAAGAGACGUGAUGUAAUAAAAUGCAUAGUAAAGAUAACACAGCUGGAUUUUAUACUAACAGCAUCUCAAAAAGGAAUGUUGUCCAUUUUUAAUAGCCAGAUGAGGAUGCUGGCAAGCACAAGUAUUCCAGACAGUUCCUGGAUCUCUGGAUGUGAUUUCCUGAGUCAGCUCAAGCGUGUGGUUGCGAUAACGGAAAGAAGCCUCAUCAUAUGGGAUUAUAAAACACAAGGAACAGCCAUGGAUAACUGUUUUAUUAUCAAACCUAUGGAGCAUUGUCUCCUCUCUGUCUGUUCCGUUCAACGACCAGCAGAAUUGCUUGUGAAGGAUGACAUCUUAAUGGGAGAUGAUGCAGGAUUCGUCAACUUGUUUUCUAUGACCAGUGAUGAUUUUGGUCUAAAACAAUCCAAAUCCAAAAAGAAAUCACAAAUAAUGGUGAUAGAUUCUAAGAAAUUCAAAAAUAUUAAACGCAAGCUGCAUAAUGACUGGGUGGUGAAAGUAAAAUACAUUCCAAGCUUGAAUUGUUUUGGAUCAUGCUCUUUGGACAGCGUUCAUUCUUUGGUACUGGAUGACCUCAGAAGGCUAGAAGAUAACAUAGCUGUCAGGGAAUUUUCUAUACCAAGGGGAGUGAAUGCCUUCACAUAUUGUACAAAAGCCAAUAUUGUCGUUACUGGAGGAGAUGAUAAAAUUCUUCGCUUGUGGCAUCCUAACAUCAACACAAAGCCAGUGGGGAAGCUGAUGGGGCAUUUAUUUAGCGUUAUGGAGAUUGUCACCAAUGAAAAAGAUCAGCACAUCAUUAGCCUUUCUACUGCAAAGAUUUUUAGAGUAUGGGAUAUCCAGACCCUUUCACUAAUGCAGGUCUUCCAUGACAGUCAAGCAGGGCCCAGAGAGGCGCAGAUCUUUGCCAUGCUAUUUGACAAUAACCACGGUACACUGAUUACAGGGUCAGCUGUCAUUGAUAUCUAUCCUCUGACCCGGAUGAUACAAGACACCAAACAGGUCCCCCAGACACAUGAGCGGAACAUCAAUGUACUAGUUUACAACAAAGCUUUUCACCAAGUCCUUACUAUCUGUUCUGAGUCUGUAGUAAGGGUAUGGGAAUUGGAAACAGGGCAAUUAAUAUACCAGAUUGAGAAUGCUCAUGGGUCUAAUGUUGAAGUUACAUGUGCAGCAGUUGAUAACAAUGGGUUUCACCUUGCCACAGGAGCAUGCGAUGGGACUGUCAAAACAUGGGAUUUUGGAAGUGGACAGGAACUUAAAGUUUUGCCUCUAGGCAAGGAAAUAAAUGAUAAUGAACAUUGGCUGUUGCAGUUGGUUUACCUGAAUGCUAGUGAGAAUAGACAUGUAAUCCUGGCCUUGGAGUACAGCGGGAUUAUCAAAAUUAUUCAGGCUAAUGAAAGCGAGGCUUACUUGUCGAUUACCUGGAGUCUUCCUGAUGCUGUUUCAGUUGCACUACAAGGCAAUUCAUUGAUUUCCCUCAAACUGAGUCCCAAUGCCAAGAAAACUAAUGGAUUUUUCCCAGAUAUUGAACUGCUGCCUGAUAAGGCUUCUGAACAAACAAAUACAGAGAUACCUCAGGGGACAGAAGUCAAGUGCUUUGAUUUGCUGAGAGUAGAAGGUUAUAAUUUGUUAGCUACUGCAAGUCCAAAUGGUACUAUCAUCAUGUGGGAUUUUGAAGCUGCCACUGCCAAACACAUAUUCAAAACUAGCAAUGCCAUUGAAGGAGAGGAACCUGAAUUACGUGGAAUCAAUAAAUUACAGUUCCUCUAUCGAAGUACCAUAUCUGAUAGGGAGCUUAGUCAAUCCACCCUCAGUUCAGAUCAUCAAAGUGAUGACAGUCGUACCCAAGAAGGAGAAGGCAGUACUGUCAAGCUGGAAAGUGACAAAAGCGAAUCUGGUGGUGUAGCUACUUCUUCAGAACCAAAACUUCCAUCUUCUCUUAUUGUGGAGAACAAAGAAGUUACAUCCAGUUUAUUGAGUACUGGAGCUGAAAAAUUAGAACGUUUGAACAUACCUGUACUUGCCUCAGCUCAUGAAGAUGGUUAUAUCUACCUCUGGACUACAAUGGGAGAUCUACUGAGAGAAAUUUUGCCUUUCACAAAAAAUCCUCCAAUUCCUUUGACAGCACUGUGCACUGACAUCGCUUGUAAAAUGCUUUUUGCUGCAAAUAAAGAGGGGCAUGUUAUCCGGUGGAAUGUGGGCUCAUUUUUAGAAGAACCACGAGAUGUCAAAAAGCGUAUAAGGCAACAAAUUUGCUGGCGAGCUCAUUCCACCAAAAUAGUUGACCUCUUCUACAAUGAAGAAAGAAACCUGGUGGUGACUGCUUCUGUAGACUGUUCUGUGAGGCUUUGGCAUUCUCCCGAUGGACAUUACUUUGGUUAUUUUGGUCAGCGCAGAUUGUUCGACAUUUCUCAACCUACUGAUAUAAUUUUGCCCUGUGAUAUAAAUGAACAUCCCUUCACAAUAAGAGAUGGCAGCAAAUAUAUGGAGAAAAAGCAGAAGUAUGAAUAUCCCCUAGUCCUUGACAGGCAGAGGUGGAAGACUCUAACCAGAAGUUCUUUAUCCUUGAAAAAGCCUAGCCCAUCAGAAAUUGAAUAUGAUUUCAAAUUUUUCAAAGCCUUAUCAUCUCCAAAGAUUAACAAACAGCCUCUGGAGAGUUUCAAAUCUGGAAACAAAGAUGCUGGUAUUGUAUUUGGCUCUAUACCUAUAUAUAGGGAGACAUUUCUGCAUUGUGGCAUCUCCUUGUUGUAUGUUUGGAGAUUUGGCUGUAAAUAAGGGACUCCCUCCUUCCAACUUCACCUUAGCAAAUGCCUCAAUACUUCAGCUGCAGCCUUCAAUCUGAAACAUGAGAACAAGAAGACUACCAGGUGAACACAAGAAACUGCAGCUCAAAAAGGUCUUCGAGUCAUGAAAAGGGGAGGAAGAGGAGGAGGCAAUACCUGCCACAUUAUUCUGGAGAGUUUUUCAGUCUUCUAAAGCAGAUUUCCAGGGAGUGUCAAGAAAGACUUAGAGCAGAGCUUUCCUAACAUUUCAUGUUGGUGAUACAAUUUUGAGAUAUGCAUCAUUUUGCAACACAGUAAUCCAGUUUUACUAGCAACCCGGAGAUUAAGCCAACUCCUUAUAAGAGAUACAGAUCCAUACAUAAAUUGGAAUAACAAAAUAUACAGGGAUACAACAUGUCUCAUAAAAACCUUUCAUUUCUAUUUUUAAAAUCAUCCACUUAUUCUAAGCCAAAAUGAUGCUGGCAAAGGUGUCUUCGUUGCUUUCCUGCCAUUUCCUACCAGGGAGCCCUCCUGUGCCUCAAACAAAACCCAGAAAGAAGCUCAGGCCACCCACAGCAGCCACACAAUUAGAGGGUUCAUUCCAUCCCUGAGCACUCUAGCCCUCAAACAACACGUGUCAAAGAGGGCCAUGACACCUAGCCGCAACUAAUCCUCUUAUUUCCCUGCCCACCCCUUCAGCUUUGCCCCUGAAUGGGUGCUUUGUUCUUUCUUUCCCUUGGCUCUAGUUUCAAAAGGGGUCAGUUUUGUAGUUGUAAGCCUGCAAUUAUUUGAAGUUGGAUAAUGAAGUGUAUGUGUGCCAAGUUUGAGCCAGAUCCUUCAAGCCUUUGUGGUACAAAUCAGCCAACAUACAUACAUACUUUGGCAUUUACGGUAUAUACAUAUAGAUAGAAUUUCCAUUAUCAGAACACAUCUGAAUAGCACUUUCUGGAAACAACAGUAGGACAGCAGAGUUGCACUAAUGUAGUUUGUGAGCUUCCUAGUGUGGGAACAAAAAGCUAGACUAAAUAGUCCUUUUAUCUGACCCAGCAUGGUUCUUAUGGGUCUUUCAUAUGCUAUUUUCCCAUUGUCUGUGCUAUAUCCACAGUAUACAGUGUUCCCUCGCUACUUUGCGGCUCACUUUUCGCUCCCUCGCUGUUUAGCGGGUUUUCAAUUAAUAUUAAUGUACACAUUUAUCGUGGUAUUUUUGCGGUGUGCAAAGGGUUUUGGAAGGGGGGAAGGGAGAAAUAAAUGGAGGGGAGAGGGUAGGGAAGGCUUGGAAAUAAAAAAGGGUUAUUUAGCUUCCAUUCUUCAUCUCUGUCGGUGUACUGUAUAUUGUAACUGCUAAAAUAAAGUACAGACUGCAUUGUAGUAAGUGGUCUGUGGUUUGCUCUCCUCCACACAUAGAAUAAAUAUAGUGUCCCUACUUCACAGAUUUUCACUUAUUGCGGGUGGUCCUGGAACGUAACCCCCGUGAUAAGUGAGGGAACACUGUAGGUAAAGGUCUAGGUAAUGUGACCUACACUGCUGUCACAUGUUGGAGUCAUAUACAAGUAUCUGAGU